Sphaerodactylus townsendi is the source of this 2242-nucleotide messenger RNA. It is a transcript of the gene AIFM2, whose product is annotated as apoptosis inducing factor mitochondria associated 2. The transcript has 9 exons. The record is from RefSeq and is a predicted model, not a curated record. Lineage: Eukaryota; Metazoa; Chordata; Lepidosauria; Squamata; Sphaerodactylidae. Gene Ontology annotation, biological process: apoptotic mitochondrial changes; positive regulation of apoptotic process. Bases 259 to 1380 code for a protein of 373 amino acids. Gene Ontology annotation, cellular component: cytoplasm; mitochondrion. Gene Ontology annotation, molecular function: electron-transferring-flavoprotein dehydrogenase activity; flavin adenine dinucleotide binding.
CUUUUUUCCAAUCUCUUCCGGGGCGUAAAAUCUCUUGGAAACUUUUCUGCUGUGUCCGUAGUGGCGGCCGAGGACCAUUAAGGCUGAGUCAGGGGGAUGAUGGUGUGGAAAUAAACAGGCUCCAACCUGCACCCACUUACUUACCGCAACGUUGCAAAAGAACUUGGCGUUUUCUCUCUGUGCAGCAGCCAGCAAGCCGGGAGAACAGAACGUCCUUAACUGCUGCUGUGGUUUGCUGAAGAAGCUUUGCCGUUUGCGAUGGGGUCUAAGCUCUCAGUGGAUGAUUCAGUUCGCGUGGUGAUAGUUGGAGGUGGUUUUGGUGGCGUGGCAGCUGCCAACCAACUGAAAUCAUGGGGAGUCCCUUUUAUUCUCUUGGACAUGAGAGAUGCUUUUCACCACAAUGUUGCUGCCCUCCGGGCCUCUGUCGACAGCGGAUUUGCACAAAAAACGUUCAUCUCCUAUUCAAUAACAUUUGGAGACAGUUUCCGGCAAGCCAAAGUGGUUGGCUUUGAUUUGGAAAAACAGCAUGUUGUGCUGCAUGAUGGUGAAGAACUGUCCUUUUCUCAUCUUAUCCUUGCCACAGGGAGUGAUGGACCUUUCCCUGGGAAAUUUAACCAUAUUGUUGACAGGCAGUCAGCUAUUCAGACCUAUGAGGACAUGGUCAAGGAGAUUCAGAAAUCUCCUCGCCUAGUUGUUGUGGGUGGUGGUUCAGCUGGUGUCGAGAUGGCAGCAGAGAUAAAGACAGAGUAUCCCGCCAAAGAGGUCACACUCAUUCAUUCAAAAAUUGCAUUGGCGGAGCCAGAACUUCUCCCCUGUGUCCGGCAGAAGGUGAAGGAGAUUCUCAUCCAGAAAGGAGUGCAUAUCUUGUUGAGUGAAAGAGUUUCCAAUCUGUCUACGCUGACUUUAAACCAAUUCAGGGAGAAUACGACCGUACAGACUGACAAAGGCACAGAGAUUACUACUGACAUGGUGAUUCUCUGCACUGGAAUAAAGAUAAAUUCAUCAGCAUACAGCGGAGCAUUCUCUGACAAGUUGGCAAGUGAUGGUGCUUUGAAAGUGAAUGAAUACCUCCAGGUGAAAGGAUAUGACAACAUCUAUGCCAUUGGUGACUGUGCUCAUAUCAGGGAACCAAAGAUGGCAUACCAUGCUGGGCUUCAUGCAAAUAUUGUGGUGACCAACAUCAUCAAUAGCCUGACACAAAAACCUCUGAAAACCUACGAGCCAGGAUCGCUGACCUUCCUGCUUUCAAUGGGAAGGAAUGAUGGAGUGGGUCAGAUUAAUGGCUACUACGUGGGAUGCUUCAUUGUGACUGUUGUAAAAAGCAGGGAUCUUUUCGUCUCAAAGAGCUGGAAGGAGAUGGGACAGAGAAUGCCUUGCUAAGGUGCAGAGUAUGGGGGAUGCUGUUGAGAGAAAAAUGAGAGGUGACAACAUUGUGCCAAAACAAGUAUAUUCGUGAAGAAUUAAUAGAACAUUGAGGGGAUGAGGUUGGGGUAUUGUUCGUUGUUCAGUAGAUCUGUUAUUUAUUUGGGCUUAGAAGAUGCAUUUUCUCCAAGGUUCUGGGUUUUAUUUUUAUACUGUAGUUAAUGAGUCAACAUGAAUUUUUAAUGGACCAAUCCAGGGGGGGGGGGCAGGGGGGGAGCGAAUCAGCUUCCAGAUGCUGCUCAGGUCCGCACUAGCAGAUUUACCCAUUCUGGGGCACUUACCCCUGUGGAAGGGCAAAAAUGCCAGCAGGCAGAUUGCCAUGGAUUGCAUGUUUGAACACAGUGCUGGGUGUCGUGUUAGCACUGUUGUACAUAGCUAAUCUCAUAGCUAGUCUUGUCGCAGGGGGGCGUGCCGGCUGGCUUCCGCCUGGACUUUAGAGCCAGGAACUUCACAGCCCAGGCCUUGGAGUUAUGUUAUCCAUUUAGCCCUAUGGAGGGUUUUCAGGGGACUGUUUUUUCUUUUUGGCUGCACCCCCACACCAUCUAAGAGCCCUAGAGGCAGUGGAGAUGUCCCCAGCUGCAGCAGCCUCUGGAUUGGGUUGUAAAAGUUGAUUGAAAUUUUAUAGUGAUGUUAAAUUCAUUAAAUGUGACAUGUUACAUGUGAAUAAUAUUCAUGAUAAUCACGGUAAUUGUUUUUUAAAGUUUUAUAUAAUAUGUAUAAUUUUGCUUCUCAGUCUUUAGAAUGUAUUGUAACUAUGAUUUGAUUGGUUUUUCCGUACUGUUAAGUUUUAUCUAUAAAAAAUAAAAGAAUUUCCUUGAAA